Neoarthrinium moseri is the source of this 3939-nucleotide messenger RNA. RefSeq lists its product as uncharacterized. Bases 1 to 3939 code for a protein of 1312 amino acids. Gene Ontology annotation, cellular component: mitochondrion. The record is from RefSeq and is a predicted model, not a curated record. Lineage: Eukaryota; Fungi; Ascomycota; Sordariomycetes; Amphisphaeriales; Apiosporaceae. The transcript has 10 exons. Gene Ontology annotation, molecular function: ATP binding; methylcrotonoyl-CoA carboxylase activity; metal ion binding.
AUGGCGCCGUUACAUCAGUACCCUGUCGGGCAGUCAGCUUUAGAUCUACGCAGCGAUCGGCUCAGACAGAAUAGGGAAAAAUGGGUUCCUGUCCUUCAAAAAUUCGAAAAGGCUCUAAAUGAUGUGAGCAGCGAAGGUACCGAGGCUUCGCUCUCACGACACCAGAGCCGCGGCCAGUUGCUCCCUCGGGAUAGAAUUGCUCUACUCCUUGACCAGGGAUCUCCAUUCCUAGAGCUUUGCUCCUUUGCGGGCUACGGGAAUCGGGACUCUACACCGUGCGCAAACCUGAUUGCUGGGAUUGGAACUGUCAGUGGGGGAGCCUGGAAUGAAAUGACUGUGAUAAAGGUCAAUCGUAUGUUAGAAAUAGCUACCGAGAAUGACCUGCCCUUGAUUUCUUUGGUUCAAUCGGCUGGUGUGUUCCUGCCUCAGCAAUUCCGAGUUUUCCACAAAGGGGGUCAGCUUUUCCGCGAUCUGGCGCUGAGAACGAUGCAAGGAAAGCCAUCCUGCGCAAUUGUGUUUGGAUCAUCUACAGCAGGAGGUGCCUACCACCCCGCAUUGUCGGAUUAUACCAUAUUUGUUGAGAAUCAAGCACAAGCCUUCCUAGGUGGUCCACCGCUGGUCAAGAUGGCGACUGGGGAGAUUAUUGAAGCUGAGGAGUUGGGGGGCGCACGAAUUCACGCGGCCCAAACCGGACUGGCAGACCAGAUUGCAAUAGAUGAGUUUGAUGCAAUCCACAAAGCCAGGGAUUGGGGUGCUUCUCUGAAACCUCGAUUAUAUCGCGUCCUUCACGAAGUCAACCAAGCCCGCAUUCCACGAUAUCCAGUGGAAGAUCUACUGUAUCUCGUUAAUCCUGAUAUUCGAAAGGCUUUUGACAUGAGAGAGGUCAUAUUACGGAUCGUCGACGACUCUCGUAUAUCGACAUUCAAGCCCCAGUAUGGACCAAAUAUGCUGACAGCGUGGGCUCAUAUCAUGGGACAUCGGGUAGGAAUCGUGGCCAAUCAGGUCUCAAUCAUCAAUCCCCAUGAAGCAGCCAAAGCUGCUCAGUGUAGUCCGAUCGUCUUUCUCCACAACGUCACGGGGUUCAUGGUAGGUGCCAAGUCCGAACACGCUGGUAUAAUUAAGAUUGGGGCCCAGUUGGUGUCUGCAGUUUCAUGCUCACAGGUACCUCACAUUUCGAUUAUCAUGGGCGCUUCCUAUGGAGCCGGUAACUACGCUAUGUGCGGAAGAGCGUACAAGCCCCGCUUCAUCUUCACUUGGCCCAUUGGAAAGUGCAGCGUUAUGGGACCAGAUCAACUCGCUGGCGUCAUGGAACAGAUACGAAUGGCAAAGACCGAAGGAACUAAUAGCAGUGUGCCCGAGGAGAAUUUGAAGAAAGCAACCAACGACUUCCGAAUCCAGGCACAGAAGGACGCAGAAAGCUAUGCCACUAGCAGCAUGAUAAUUGAUGAUGGGAUCAUUGAUCCAAGAGAUACUCGCGAUGUACUGGGGAUGUGCUUGGAUAUUGUUUCAGACAAGGAAAUUGCAGACAGGGAUGGAACCACAAGGAUACCUUCCACGAUGCCUUCCACAGAAAUCGAAGACCCGACUCUUAGCGCCAUGCCGGCUCGGGAACGUUUGUUUGUUGCGCCGCUACCAGUCAACCCUGUCACAGGGUUGCCGUUCAUCCAGAAGCUUUUCAUUGCAAAUCGUGGGGAGAUAGCGUGCCGCAUAAUUGCGACAUGCCAAAAGCUCAUGGUCCGAACUGUUGUUGCAUAUGUCCUGGAGGAUCAACAGUCACAGCAUGUGGACGAAGCUGAUGAGAUAAUCUGCUUGGGUAGCAUGGGGGAUCAUGCAGGGAACCCCUUUCUGAACAUUGAUUUGCUCGUCAAGACGGCUGUGGAUGCUGCCGCAGACGCCAUUCACCCAGGCUAUGGCUAUUUGAGUGAGAACGCUGGCUUUGCAGACAGAGUUCGUCAAACCGGACUGAUAUUUAUUGGGCCCAGCUCCAGUGCAAUGUCAACACUUGGGGACAAGCGGCGAUCUAAAGAAUAUCUCUCAGAGAAGGCGCCGCACGUUCCGCUGAUCCCUGGAUUCAAGGGGUCCAGUCUUGAUCUUGAAGACCUCCUGACUUCCGCAACAAACAUCGGAUUUCCAGUCAUGCUCAAGGCUUCAGCGGGCGGAGGCGGAAAGGGCAUGCGUGUUGUCCGAGAAGCGUCCCAACUAUCGGGCGAAUUAGCUCGUGUGCAGUCUGAGGCAGAGAGAUCCUUCGGAUCUACCGAUUGCAUAUUGGAGAAGUUCAUUGAAAAAAGCAAGCAUGUCGAGAUUCAGAUCAUGGGAGACUCACACGGAAAUGUCAUCAGCUUCUUCGAGCGGGACUGUUCUGCACAGCGCCGACAUCAGAAGGUCAUUGAGGAGACACCUUGCGAAUUCCUGACAGACGAGUUGCGGCAAGCGAUGUCUCAAACAGCGCUUACUAUUGCCAGCUUUAUCGGUUAUGAUAAUGCGGGAACUGUUGAGUUCGUCGUCGAUGUUGAGACGUGCAAGUUCUUUUUCCUCGAGGUCAACGCGCGGUUGCAAGUUGAACACCCCAUCACUGAGGAGGUCACGGGUACCGACCUCGUAGCAUUACAGCUUUAUGUUGCUGCUGGUGGAAAUUUGAAAGAACUGUCCAACUUGCAGCAAGUGAAGCAAACUGGACAUGCCAUGGAAUGUCGACUCUGCGCUGAAGAUCCGUCGCGUGAUUUCUUCCCAGAACAUGGUACAGUUCAACUUUGGCGACCAUACGACAGUACUGCUUCCUCAAACGGAUAUGUUCGUCACGAGACAGCGCUGAGGUCUGGAUCCUCUAUUUCUAUCUAUUUUGACUCCAUGGUAGCGAAGGUUGUAGUGUGGGCGCCGACGAGGACGGAAGCAAUUCAGAGAAUGAUUCUGGCACUGAAGAAUCUUGCUUGUGUCGGUAUCAAGACGAAUCAACUAUUUCUUCAGCGGUGCCUGGAACAUCCCUACUUUCAUGAUUUGCGAUACACCACAUCAUUUAUACCCCAAAACUUGGAUCAGUUGCUUCGAAUCAGGAGGCCAAAGAAAGCCCGCUUUGCCGAAAUCAUCAUAUCAGCCUUAUGUUUCCGUUUCACUUCAAGAAUGGAAAGAAUCAAUUCUGGGUCUCGAAUUCCAUUUGGGAAUGUGCGCACCCACUUUCGCACCCAGCGCUAUGAUCCUGUCAGUGUCAAUGCAGACGUCAUCGUACCUAGCCACGCUGAAAAUCCACUACUAUGUUUAUGGAAAUCCGACGUUCCGAACUCCGCUUUCCAGGAUGGGGAGGUCAAGAUCAUAGAGCUUCUGGAAGCAUCUAAAGCUUCGACGCCGGACGAUGCUGACCAAAACAGUUGGUCAAGCCCUGCCAAAGCCACAGUGAAUCAGUACAACAAGAUCAGCAACAUGCUCCGAAACGAAAGGCAUGGCCUGCAGCCGUUGGUGAGGUUCAAACUGCACAGGUUUGAAGCCAUCGCACGGCUUACAUCCGCAUUCAACAACUUCCCUUGCCAAUCAGCAAAAGUUGAGAUUAGUCUAGACGAGACAAAGUUUUGGGCAUAUUGUGUGGUGCCGGAUAACCGCUCAGACAAGCUAGAGCAACCGCAGGAAAUCCUCUGCCACUUUCCCCAUGUAGGAGAAUGGCUCGGUUUCCAGCGGCAUACUCUGUUGUCGUAUAGUGAAAGUCGACGUGAGCUGGUAAAGGCAGAAAACAAGAACGAGUCAAACGAGAUAGUAGCCCCCAUGCCAUGUAAAGUACUUUCAAUCCAGAAGAAGAAUGGAGACCAUGUGGAGUCUGGAGACGAGGUGAUGGUGAUUGAGAGCAUGAAGAUGGAAGUUUCCGUUAAGGCGACCAGAGCAGGACUAUUCGAAACGACAUGGGUAGAACGAGACUCUGUUAGCGAAGGCCAGGCACUAUGCCGUGUCUUGUAG